AUCCGCGUUGGAGAAUUCCUACAUGAAAAUUAAUAUUAGGUUCACAAAAAAAAAAAUAGUUCCUAAUUGAUAUGGGCUUAGAAGGGCCAUCAUGAGUGAAAAUGGGCCUUCUUGCUGUUUGAUUCUUCAAUGAGGAACGCGGGAGCUCAGUUAUACCUGAAUACUCUUCUAAAACCAGACGGAUGUGAUACGUAGUACUCGCUAUUAGCUCGUCUCUGUCUCCCUGCUUCAUCAAGUUCUCCAAAAUGAAAUUCCUUAAUUUCAGAUUUAUUCAUUUUUUUGUUCUCCGAAACAAUCCAACCAACAGAAUAGCUUCAUCUUCAUACUCUGCUCAGGCUUACUUUCACAGACCUGUUAUUGGGAAGUUUUUUUUCAAAUCGAACGACAAAGAUGAUGAUUUCAUAAAACGUCUAUGCAGAGAAAAUAAGUUCAAAGAAGCCAUAGACAUCUUAUGCGAGCAGAAACGCUUGAAUGAAGCGAUCCAAAUGCUUGAUCGCAUCGGAAAACCCUCCGCUUUGGUCUACUCGACUCUUAUACAGUUUUGCAGUCGUAACCGAGCUCUCGACGCGGGUAAAAGGGUGCAUGAGCACUUCAAAGUAUCCGGGUUCGUGCCUGGUGUAAUUAUAUGUAAUCGUCUCCUUAACAUGUAUGUAAAAUGCGACGAUUUAGUGGGUGCCCAGAAGUUGUUUGAUGAUAUGGCGGAAAGGGACCUCUGUUCUUGGAAUACUAUGAUUUCUGGAUAUGCAAAAGAAGGGUUGAUUGAGAAAGCAAGAGAUUUGUUCGAAGGAAUGCCUGAAAGAGACAAUUUUUCUUGGACAGCAAUGAUAUCUGGUUUUGUUCGAUGUGACCGGCCAAAUGAUGCCUUAGAACUAUAUAGAACUAUGCAAAAUUUUGAAAAUUCUAAGUCAAAUAAGUUUACAUUGUCUAGUGCCCUUGCUGCAGCAGCUGCGAUUUCACGCUUACGUAUAGGAAAGGAGAUUCAUGGUCAUAUAACACGCAUGGGCUUGGAUUCCGAUGAGGUAGUUUGGAGUGCCUUAUCGGAUAUGUAUGGAAAAUGUGGCAGUAUAGAGGAAGCAAGAUACAUUUUUGACAAGAUGGGGGAAAGGGACGUUGUUACAUGGACAGCUAUGAUUGACAGAUACUUUCAGGAUGGGAGGAGGGAAGAGGGAUUUGAACUGUUCUCAGAUUUGUUGCGUUCUGGUAUGAGGCCUAACGAGUUUACAUUUUCUGGGGUAUUAAAUGCGUGCGCUGAUAUUGCUGCAGAAGAAUUGGGGGGACAGGUUCAUGGGUACAUGACUAGAACUGGGUUUGAUCUAUUUUCAUUUGCAGCUGCUUCCCUUGUCCAUAUGUAUUCGAAGUGUGGGAACAUAGAGACUGCAAAAAGGGUAUUUCUAGGGAUGCCUCAACCCGACUUGGUUUCCUGGACUUCCUUGAUUGCAGGUUGCGCUCAUCAUGGGCAACCUGGUGAGGCUUUGCCGUUAUUUGAGCUGCUACUCCAUUCGGGUAUUAAACCUGAUCACAUUACCUUUGUCGGGGUUCUUUCUGCUUGUACUCAUGCUGGAUUAGUUGAUAAGGGGCUUCAAUAUUUUCACUCGAUAAAGGAGAAACAUGGGUUAGCACAGACGACAGAUCAUUAUGCUUGUAUAAUUGAUUUAUUAGCCCGAUCUGGCAGAUUUGUUGAAGCUGAGGAUAUGAUUAGCAGGAUGCCACUGAAACCUGAUAGAUUUUUGUGGGCUUCCUUAUUAGGUGGUUGUAGAAUUCAUGGAAAUGUGGAACUUGCAAAACAAGCAGCAGAUGCUUUAUUUGAGAUAGAACCCGAGAAUCCAGCUACUUAUGUUACAAUGGCCAACAUUUACGCCACUGCGGGUAGGUGGGAUGAAGUAGCGAAAAUUAGAAGAGUUAUGGAUGAGCGGGGAGUGGUAAAAAAACCAGGCGUGAGUUGGACUGAGAUUAAGAGAGAGGUGCAUGUAUUCUUAGUGGGAGAUACUUCCCACCCAAAUUCCAAGGAAAUACAGGAGUUUUUGGGAAAGCUUUCAAGAAGGAUGAAGGAAGAGGGCUUUGUUCCUAACACCAAUUUUGUGUUGCAUGAUGUGGAGGAGGAGCAAAAGGAGCAAAAUCUUUCCUAUCACAGUGAGAAGCUUGCUGUUGCUUUUGCAAUCAUUGCUACUCCUCCAGGGACACCAAUCAAGGUUUUUAAGAAUUUAAGGACUUGUGUAGACUGCCAUACUGCUAUCAAAUAUAUCUCAAAGAUUACUGAUAGAAAAAUAAUGGUCAGGGAUUCAAAUAGGUUCCAUUGUUUUGAGAAUGGGAACUGUUCUUGUAGAGAAUAUUGGUGAUGGAAAGCUAAUAACAUAUCAUAUUUUUAUUCAACACAGUUGAAUCGAAUUUCAAGUUUCAUGCAAUGGUGAGUUCUUUUUCUAGUUUUGGCAAGCAGUCACGCGUAUCUGUAUAAUGCUAUGUGAGCGUAUCUGGGUUCUCUCUUAAACCAUCUGUAUUGUUCAUUACACAAUGUGAUUAUUAUGUAGAAUAGUGGCAAGUUAAUUACAAGCAAACCGAGUAGUACGAU
Molecule: messenger RNA, 2566 nt
Organism: Tripterygium wilfordii
Lineage: Eukaryota; Viridiplantae; Streptophyta; Magnoliopsida; Celastrales; Celastraceae
Product: pentatricopeptide repeat-containing protein At4g37170
Exons: 1
Coding region: 246-2336 (696 amino acids)
Biological process (GO): RNA modification
Molecular function (GO): RNA binding; protein binding; zinc ion binding
Source: RefSeq, a predicted model, not a curated record